Parnassius apollo (apollo) is the source of this 615-nucleotide messenger RNA. The record is from the annotation of a GenBank genome assembly. NCBI's taxonomy places the organism in Eukaryota, Metazoa, Arthropoda, Insecta, Lepidoptera, Papilionidae.
AUGUCGCACCGCACGUGCCGCUUAGAAGAGAAAAAGAUUGAAAAAUACUUGUUUGAAGACAUCCCUUCAGGUAAUGAGAGCAUUUAUAGCUAUGAAGAUGACAAAGAAGAGGCAGAAAAUCAGCCAAAUCUGAUGGUGCUAGGUGAUUUUAUUGGAGUUCAAAUUGCUCAUGACGACAUUUAUGAUUCUGACGAUGACCUCCCUUUGUCUAGCCGGUCACAACGGAAUCCUGAUUCUACAGAGUCUAAUAAUGUAAGUUCAAACAUGCCGGUUAUGAUUGCUCCAAAAUGGAAGAAGAAUUAUAGAGUGGAUAUUAUGCCUGAAACUCAAUCCAAACCGCUGUUGUACAACAGUCCUCUUAAUCGAACACUGAAACAGAAACACCACGCUCUCAAAGAGGUAUUUCAUCAGACCAUCAAUCCUCCUAUCAAACAGUCAACCCACCAAACAACGAAACAUUCUCUGUCGCAGUCGACCAAUCACACUCAUCCAAUCAAGCAAGCAUUACAAACGAGCAAAUACCAUCACCCUCUCUCCAGGACCAGUAAUCCUCCUCUCGCACUGCUGCAGUCAACCCACCACACAAAACUAGUCAGACUAAGAAAAAACGUGUAG